Molecule: messenger RNA, 4638 nt
Organism: Rhagoletis zephyria (snowberry fruit fly)
Lineage: Eukaryota; Metazoa; Arthropoda; Insecta; Diptera; Tephritidae
Product: zinc finger protein 79-like
Biological process (GO): regulation of DNA-templated transcription
Molecular function (GO): RNA polymerase II cis-regulatory region sequence-specific DNA binding; DNA-binding transcription factor activity, RNA polymerase II-specific
Source: RefSeq, a predicted model, not a curated record
GGGAGUGGUACGUCAAAAUCUGACGCACAUCAGCAGUGUAUUGUGCGCUACAGGAAAAAAUAUUAUUAUUCAACUUUUAGAUUUUUUUUCUUCAUUGUCUAAUUUUUGUGAACUCUAAUCAACUGUGAACUGAACUUAACUCAAAAACUAAGCUGAACUCUUUUCGCCUCAAAUUAACUAUCAACUCUAUCUUCUAUCGGAGCUCUAUGUGAAACGCGAUUAUACUGUAUUUGGAAAGUAGAACUACUGAUUUUGAUCCUGACCUGCGAGCACCUGCAAAAAUCGUUAAGUUACAUGAUGAUAAACUCUUCUGCAUCGUCCCAAUUCCCCUCUAUUCUUCUUUCGAAAACUUUUUGCUACUAUAAUCCACUCUAAAUCGAUCAUUUAUGUACAUAUAUGAUUCAAAGUAAUUCCGUGUAGAAAAAAGUAAGUGGUAUAGACUUUCAGUUAUUUUGCUGUUGCUAUCCGACCAAUUUACGGAUUUUUCGCUGAAGAAACAUAAAAGUGACGUGAAGAAAAAGCACAGCACACAAAAUAUUAACAAUUGUGAAAAAUGCAAAAAGAGAGUGGAAAGCUAUAGAACUAAAGGUGCAAGCGGAUGAAAGAGAAAGUCUGAAAACGAAGGACAAAAAGCCAAAAUGAAAAUGAAAAAUAAGUAAAUAUAGAGAAGACGUGGGAUAAGUUGCUCGUUAGUGGUGGCAAUUGUGAUGUAGUUGUUUGAUUCUCAAACUAAAAUCGGCGGUCAACAAUUCGAUGGAAGCAAGACCAAAGAUACUGUACCAUCACCGCACUUACCUACCAGCGUAUAAAUUUAAAAAUCACUUUUUACACCGCCCACUGGUUCUGCCAUAAAAGAGAGAUAACUAUGGGCAAACACUUUUAAUAUAAAAUGGACAACAAGCAAUAUUAAUAAAACAAGAAAACAACGACAAAAAUUUAACGUGAAAAUUAUGUCAACGAUACAACGAAGCAAUACUCAACUGUGAGCGAAAAGGAAAAUUUUAAAAAUUUAGAUAUAGCAAAAAAAUUAAAGCAUCAAAGGCGUUAAGAACGUUUGCAAAUUAUGAAUUAACUUUACUCAAAAAAAACAAAAAUUAAAAUUUGGCUACUACGAGUUAUACGCGCGCAAGUAGAUAACAGAAUAGUUUAAUUUUUUUCAUGUGCAGAAGUGAGUUACGGCCCCAUUUGAAGGUUCUAAGGCAAACGUUUCGCACAAAAUGUCUGUCGAGUGCAUGCGACCUUCGAGUAAUAAAAUCAUCAUCACGCCUGGGGCCACACUCAGCUACGCCAAAAAUUCAUCGGCGCGACCACGAUCAACAAGUCGGCAAUUGUCGUCGGUUGUGAGGGCCCAGCAUCCAGCAGGGAACGCAGCGGGCAAGGGAAAGUCUGUGAUGCCACAAAAAAUACCAACAACACCUCCAAAGCAGCAAUCAAGUAUUUUGGUGGUAAGAAAAACUGGUGUAACGCAACCCUCACCAGUGUCGGCAUUGCAAACAACCGCUAAGGUAGCACCACUGGCACCCUUGUCGCAGAAUACAUGCAAACGCAGCAACUGGGACAAUAUCACAGAUGGAGGUAGCAAAAAACAUAUAGUAAAUGGCACUAUUAGCGUUGAUCGCAUCGAUUUGGAAUUGGAGGGAGCAGCAAGUGAUGUGGAAUUCUGCAAACGACUCGAGUGGUCGGCCGCCCAAUCUUUGGUCGAAAUGAAUGCAAAAGAGAAGCAAAGACGUAGUGCCGCCGCAGCACAAUCGGCUACAGAUAAAAAACCGUUGACGCCAAUGGCGGUCCGAGAAGCAGAAGCAGUGGUCACAUCACUUUCUGGAACUGUGUUGAGUGAUUUGAAUUCACAAGAUAACGAAGAUGGUGCAAGAAUUGAGCCACGUCGUAACGUGGUUAAGUGGAACACUCGAAAUAACAACCGUGACAACUCCUUCGCCAGCGGCAAUGGCAGCACAUCCAACAAAUGCGUAACUGCUCCAUCAACGACUGCCGGUCGCUCGCCCGCUGAAGAUGGUAAAGUUAUAUUCUAUGCGCCACCUGCUGGUGGCUUCAAUGCCAGUCAACCUUCCAGCCAUACGCCAGCGUUCAUGAUCAAACAGGAGCCCGUGUUGCCGUCAUUUUACCGCGAACGCAGCAUCGAGGAGACCGAAGCCGCCCACGAUUUACUCUCACUAUCGCAAAGUCUACCGCCACUAACACCGCCUUGUGUCGUCACCAUCCUGCAUCCGGAGUCGUCAACCAACAGCAAUCUCAAUAGCACAGCGCACCAUCAAAACCAGCACCAACACCAAACACAACUAACACCCAUCAUGCAUGAGAUAUCCAGUGCUUCCAAACAGCAGAGAGCCGUGCCACCACCACUCUGUGCUGCAACCAUUGCCGCGGAUAAUUUUACCAUAUUCACCGUGCAAGAUGUCUCGACGCCGCACCACACGCGAGCGGCCCUCGAUCAGGGACCGCCAAAAAUACGUUAUAUGUGCAGCGGCAGCAGCAACUCAUAUGACAGUCAUACAGGCGCAAACACACCGGACAAUUCCGAAAAUUGCUCGCCUCUAACACCACCAAAUUCGGAUCAUUCAUCUGACAUUGACAUCGACAUGUCCUCCUCGUCGGAUUCGGGGCAUUCCAGCUCGAAUUAUCAAGCAACGCUCAAGUUGUGGAUCGAUGAGCCAUCAUCGUACAAAGUGCGGCGUACAUCCACAAACUCAAUGACAAUUGAAGAUUCUACGGAGGCUAAAGCAAAUCAUUCCAUCAAACUCGGUCUUAAUAUAUUAGAUGGCCGCACCAAGGCUAGCCGCAGCAGCAAGGAACCAAUCGAAACGCAUACGGCUGGAAGUUUCGACUCCAGCGCCACGGACACCGAUUCGUAUGUGAAGAAGAAGCGGGGCAGCUACAAGUGCUCCGAAUGCGGCAAACAGUACGCCACCUCAAGCAACCUCUCACGUCAUAAACAGACGCACCGCUCGCUCGACUCGCAAUCAGCGAAGAAAUGCAAUACUUGCGGCAAGGCUUACGUUUCCAUGCCGGCUCUCGCCAUGCAUCUGCUGACUCACAAACUCUCGCACAGCUGCGACAUUUGCGGAAAACUCUUCUCACGACCCUGGCUGUUGCAGGGCCAUCUACGCUCACACACCGGCGAGAAACCAUACGCUUGCUCACAUUGCGGCAAGGCAUUCGCCGAUCGCUCCAAUUUGCGGGCGCACAUGCAAACGCACUCGAUCGAUAAGAACUUCGAAUGCAAGCGUUGCCACAAAACAUUCGCUCUGAAAUCGUACCUAAACAAGCAUCUGGAGUCAUCAUGCCUCAAGGAUGUUUUGGGCACCGGAGAAGCGACAGACUUGUACGCGGAUAAUGGCGAUGGCGGCGAAGGUGAAGGCGAAGGCGAAUCUACGACAGCGCAAAGCAGUGAUGACAACGACGAAGAUAUUGUCGUAGCAUAGGCUUGAAUAGAUCGAAAUACAUGCAUAUGUAUGUAAUUGGGAAGGGUUGGACUUUGAAGAGCACAGUAAGAUACGAGUAGUUUUAACAAUUAAAAAGAAAACAUAUUCCACACUUUUACAACAGAAAUUGUAAUUAAACUCAAAACACGUAAGAAUAGUUUUUUCUAUAGCAAAAAGUUCGAUAGUUGAAGAACAUACAUACCAUGCAUACAUACAUAAAUACAUACAAAAACUGAAAAAAGCAAAAGCUGUACAUUUUGCAAAACGCAAUGAAAACAAUACAAAACCUACCAACUUUAAGUAAAAAUCCCAUGCAACGAAUAUUAUGGAACAUAAGUAGAAAUUCUAUAUAUACAAAAUUAUUACUAUUAAAAUUAUUAUGAACAAGAUAUUAUUAGGAUUUAUUGAUAAGAGAUUUGAAACGUAAAAUGUGUUUUGUUGGCACUUAAGGCAGACGAACAUUUGAUAUAGUAGUGAUAGUGAAAAUUUAACAACUACAAAGUUAAAGUUGAAAGCCAGUGAGUAGUGCAAUACAUUAAGAGCGAAAAGUACUUAUACAUACAUACAUACAUAUAGUUAAUUCACAAGUCAACCGAACACCCUUAUAUGUAGGCUCAAUUAGCUGAGCGAAUAGCAAGGCGCUAAUUAUUUGAGGUUUUGGGUGAUCUUCGGCUAAGAUCAGAGCCAAUAUUCACGCAUGUUUUAUAUACACAUACAUAGUACAUAUGUGUGUAAGUGAGUAUACGUAGGCACUUACAUUUGCAAACAUAAAUACAUUAUUAUACAAUUUACAUACAUAUAUAUAUACAAUAUAUAAUGUAAUAGAAAGCAUGAGAAGCAGUUGAUAUUUUUUUAGAGUAUUUCAUAUACAUAUAUUUUAAAGUAAAGCAAAAUAUUACCAAAAAGGCAUGAUACAAAAUGAUAUUAAAUAAAUUAGACUAAACUAUUCUUAAAAUAAUAAAUUGCAUAAAAAUAAUAGUAAUUUACUUAGAAUGGCAAUUUUACAAGUACUGCAAUACAUAUAACAAAAGCAUAACAACAUUUUUGAAUACCUAAGCAAUUUAAACGGAUAAGCUCAGCGUAAAACCAAAGACAAAGGCAAAGGCAAAGUCAGCUUUAAAUCGUUUAAACUUACUUUUAUUGUUUAUUUUGUAAAAUUAGCAUAUGCAAACCGUUUUAAAAUUAAUUUAUUUUUUUC